Molecule: messenger RNA, 2119 nt
Organism: Rhopilema esculentum
Lineage: Eukaryota; Metazoa; Cnidaria; Scyphozoa; Rhizostomeae; Rhizostomatidae
Molecular function (GO): protein binding
Source: RefSeq, a predicted model, not a curated record
UCCCACUAUCUUGAAGGCAGCUUAAUAAAAUUGUAGAUGAUUUACUUGGCUUUGCUUUGUCUUAAAUGUAUGCUCGCCCACUUUCUGAAACCGUGAAAAGAACUGCAGAACAAUUCUUUGUAACAGACGUUUUUCUUCAAUCCUACGUAAUUCUUAAUUCGCUAAACUUUAACACUAUUGAUACCCUCCUCUACAUUAGUAAAUAUUGUGCCCACAUCAAUGACUUGGUAGAUGUAUUACUGUUCAAUGUAUAAUGGUUGGCAAGAGACCUGCUUAGAUCCAAGGAGAACGAUAGGUGUGGGAAGCGAUUGAAAUUCGUCGUUAUGAAAAGCUUUGCCGACAACUUUGGGUGGCAUUAAUUUUACUAAGGGGAGUAUUUAAAUUCAUAUCUCUUGAGGAAAUGUGUAAUCAGAUUGAAAUGCGUAUGGUGUUAAAACUAGAGGCUGAUCGCUUUGCUGCCGGUAAGAGGAGUUAUAGCCAACUGGUGCAAUAUAGGCUUCAGCUGCAGGAAUUUCAAACUAGGCGAACUCCAGCUUAUAAUCUGAAAGGUGCUACAGAUCAGUGGGGAAAGGUUUCAUCAAGGCAGUCAAAAACACGAAGAUACAUAUUCAUUGGUUAAGUGUUCUAAGAGCCGCAAAGAAGGAUACGGUUCACAAGAGCUACUUUAUUAGUUGGUAUAAGGACCAAAAAUGGAUCUUCACGAUGGCAUGGGUGACAUGCAAGUAUGCAGUUUUCCAGAAUGUAACCUUUUGGCGGACAGCAAAAUAGAAUCGACGACGGACAAACAGAAUCAGGCAGAGGAAUGUAAAGCAAAGCGAACAAGAAGACUGUUCUCUUCUGCCAGUAGCAUUGACUCGGGGAUCUUUAUUUCACCGUAUUUGGACAAAAUUUUAAAUGACUCGGAAAUCCAGUCAACAGAAGAAAUAAUAAUUGAAAAUUGCCACUGGUCGACUGAGGAAGCCGAUCUGAUUCUUGAUUUGGAAGGGCUGCUAUUUCCUGUAAAGAGGAUGCUGCUAUGGGAAAAUUCUGGGUUCUUCAAAGCUAUCCUUGCCAACGUAUCGUUAUUAGAUGAUGAUACGUUUCAAGUGUUGAAAGUCAAGGGUAUAAAUCCACAUGACAUGGAGGACAUUCUGAGAUACUUUCAUGACGAAUACCUCGAUAUUCCAGAAAUCGAAGUUCUUGAUGUCCUUAAAGUAGCAUAUAAAUUGGAUUGCACCAAACUUGUUGCAAGAUGCGAAACGGUUCUUUUAAAUGCAGUUGAUGUGCACCCGCUUGAUCUAUUAGAUAUAUCCAAAAAGUACAACUUGGAAACUCUCAAAGCGAAGGCUAUAUGCCAGGCAUCUUUAGAGCCAAAAAUAACUUGCUACCAGGAAUUUGAAUCUCUAGAUAACAACGUGCAGGCUGCGAUUAUAAGGAGACUGGUAGCAAAUUUGGCUACCCAAUUCAAAGGGGUAUAACUUUGAAAUUUAUUAUAUGAUGAACGUUGUUGUGGGGUUGUGGCGGCGAAGAAAUUUGCUUGGUCAUCGCUAAACGCUGUUGACUAAUGUAUGGCUCAUUUAAAAUGUAAAUAGUUAGAUGUUUAUUGUAAAAUAUCCUAUAGUAACCAAAUGCAGAAUUUAUCGUAAAACAGAAAACUGGAGAUGCACUAGGCACAUGAAUGUGAUUAUUUAAGAGGGGAUGUGAGGGGUUGUCCGCUUGUAAAAAGGACACUUUUUAUGUUAAAUUAAAAUGACAGCGGUCCAAUAUUUCGUUAUAAAAGAAUCGGGUUCAGUGACAUCCAAUGCCUUCUCCAACUAAAAAUCAUUAACAGAGCUUUACAAUUCAGGGCAAAGAGGACAAAGAUAAGGUAAUAUACUUUCUGAAAUUUUCUAACAAAUUUCGUUCUUGAGGCUAUGUAAUGUAUCCUAUGACCCUGCCUCCUUAUCAACUGCACCCUCGGAAAGGUGGUAGAAAAAAAUUACAAAGAUGGUAGCUAGAGAUGUUAGCUAACUUGUUUGAGUCGUUUUGCUAUUCCUAUUUUAGUGUUUUGUAUAUAGUUCAACGUUGAAAAAGAAGUCUAUGCAGUUUUACGCAGUUAGUUUGAUGUUAAGACAUUAGAAUGUUUGUAAAUUUUAUUCAA